Gallus gallus (chicken) is the source of this 1346-nucleotide messenger RNA. RefSeq lists its product as uncharacterized. The transcript has 3 exons. Lineage: Eukaryota; Metazoa; Chordata; Aves; Galliformes; Phasianidae. Gene Ontology annotation, biological process: cellular response to hydrogen peroxide. The record is from RefSeq and is a predicted model, not a curated record. The coding region runs from base 1 to 588 and encodes 195 amino acids.
AUGCAGGCCCUCAGCCGGAAGCGGCCCCGGCCCGGCCCCACGCAUGCGCGCUCCUCCCGAGCGGCGCUCGCACCGCUUCCCGCUGUGCUCGGCGCCCCCCGGGCCGGAGCGAGGCUGCGCGGCGGCCAUUGGCUGCGGGCGGCUCCUCCCCGCGCCUCGGGCAGCUCGGGCAGCUCGGGGCCGUGCGGGGACGGCCGUGCGGGGACGGCGAGCCCCGGGCCCCGCGCCGCCCGUGUGCGGGCCGUGCGAUCGCCGCUAACGGCCGGCCCCGCUCGGUGCGUUGCAGCCGGGAGCGCCUGGCACCGCGCUGACCGUCCGCCCGUGGAGCCGGCAGCGGAGGACGAGCGGCGGCACGACGAGGACCGGGACGACGACGACGACGACGACGACGGACGAGGACGAGCGGAGCCUGCGGACGGCCCUCAAGAAGCUGCGGCUGGACGCGGCGCGGCGGCACGAGGACGAGGAGGAGCAGCAGCAGCAGCAGCAGGACGACGACGAGGACGAGGACGACGACGACGAGGACGAGGAGGAGCGCAGCCUGCGGACGGCCCUCCAGGAGCUGCGGGUGGACGCGGCGCGGUGUGAGAGGACUGCAGGAGGACCGGCCGGUCUCUCACGGCACGGACGUUCCAGGUCUCCUGUCCUGUAUCCUCCCACGUUUACGCACUGCGGCACAAAACACAAAACCCGGUCACACACACCAAAGACUCACGUCCGUUCCAGUGUUUGUGCUACAGCAGAACACGGCACAGAGGACAGACACAGUCCUCACUUUGAGGCCAGCCAUGGCAGAAGAGCCACAGCUGAACCUCUGCUGAACCACCGCUGCGGGGCCUGUGGGGAAGUCACGGGAGAACUGCCUCGCUCUGCCCUCAUCGUCUCACUCUGACUCACACAACAGCCAAACCUCACUUUUCCUUUCCUUAUCCACGCUUCACAGAUCCAUCUGUGAAACAGCCCUGUGCAGCCCUCCCGCAUCCCGUUCUGUGGAGGCUCACGCUUAUGUCAGUGACGUGACUGUGGAAGACCUGGCAGGGUACCUGGAACACCAUCUGCAUAUACCAAAGAAAAUGUCUGCCAUGGCAGAAAUGAUGUAUUCAUAACCAAACAGCAAAAACAGUCACAGUCCUAAGCGUUAUCAGAAAUUUAAAUGGCUCGUUUGUGCCAUAUUUGUAAUGUUCUGUUUCAUGUACAGUUUAGUUUUGUAAUUAAGAGAAAAACUGUACAUAGUUGCAUAGACUCCUGUGGCUGAAAUGAUGUAUACUUAACUGAAAGCCAUAUUCAGUCACAUAGUAGUACAGUUUAUUUUUGUAACUCGAAUAAAAACUGUAUAUAGUCUCAUA